Molecule: messenger RNA, 1737 nt
Organism: Cucumis melo (muskmelon)
Lineage: Eukaryota; Viridiplantae; Streptophyta; Magnoliopsida; Cucurbitales; Cucurbitaceae
Product: shaggy-related protein kinase epsilon
Exons: 13
Coding region: 299-1531 (410 amino acids)
Biological process (GO): signal transduction; protein phosphorylation
Cellular component (GO): cytoplasm
Molecular function (GO): protein serine/threonine kinase activity; ATP binding
Source: RefSeq, a predicted model, not a curated record
GUUGUGAAAGAAAGAGAAAAACAAAAGAAGAAAUAACGAAGAAGAGAAAGCGAGAGAGAGAAAAAGAAGAGACGAAGACGGAGUCUUCAGUGGUUUUUUUUUUUUUAAAAAAAAAGGAAGAAAAAAAAGCUAAAAAAUCCAUUUUCAGCCCUCGCGGAAGAUUUGGAGGUUUCUUGGUUCUGCUUUGAUUUGAAAAUUUCUUUUUUUGCGAAAUGAUCUACUUGCUGCUUCAGGUUAGGAUUUGCACAGACUGUGGAUCGUAAGGAUCAUAUUGUGAUUUGUAUCUGUUUAACAUAUUAUGGCCUCUUCUGGUAUGGGUCCAGUUGGAAAACCUGGUAGUGGCGUUGCAUUGUUUGCCGAUAAACUUCCGGAGGGGAUUAACGAAAUGAAGAUCAGAGAUGAGAAGGUUGAAAAGGAGAUGGAAGCGACAGUGGUUGAUGGAAAUGGUACAGAAACUGGACAUAUAAUUGUAACUACCAUUGGUGGUCGAAAUGGUCAAUCCAAACAGACAAUAAGUUACAUGGCGGAGCGUACAGUUGGGCAGGGAUCCUUCGGUAUUGUAUUUCAGGCCAAGUGUCUUGAGACUGGAGAAACUGUUGCUAUCAAGAAGGUUCUUCAGGAUAAGAGAUAUAAGAAUCGUGAGUUGCAAACAAUGCGCCUUCUCGAUCAUCCUAAUGUUGUUUCUUUGAAACACUGCUUUUUUUCCACAACGGAAAAGGACGAGCUUUAUCUUAAUCUGGUUCUUGAGUAUGUACCUGAGACAGUUUACCGGGUAAUAAAACACUACACAAAGGCAAAUCAGCGGAUGCCUCUCAUAUAUGUCAAGCUUUAUGCCUAUCAGAUAUGUAGAGCUCUAGCCUACAUUCAUGGAGGAAUAGGAGUAUGCCACAGGGAUAUUAAGCCACAAAAUCUACUGGUCAAUCCCCAUACUCAUCAGGUCAAGCUCUGCGAUUUUGGAAGUGCAAAAGUUCUGGUGAAAGGCGAGCCAAAUAUAUCAUAUAUUUGUUCUCGUUAUUAUCGAGCACCUGAACUGAUAUUUGGGGCUACUGAAUACACUACCGCAAUUGAUAUUUGGUCGGCAGGCUGCGUUCUUGCUGAGUUACUUCUUGGACAGCCUCUCUUUCCUGGUGAUAGUGGCGUGGAUCAGCUUGUUGAGAUAAUUAAGGUACUUGGGACUCCUACCCGUGAAGAAAUCAAAUGUAUGAACCCAAAUUAUACUGAGUUUAAAUUCCCACAAAUCAAGGCCCAUCCCUGGCACAAGAUAUUUCACAAGCGCAUGCCACCAGAAGCAGUGGAUCUUGUCUCAAGACUCCUCCAGUAUUCUCCAAAUCUUAGGUGUACUGCUUUAGAGGCUUGCAUCCAUCCUUUCUUUGAUGAACUCCGGGAUCCCAAUACUCGUCUUCCGAAUGGGCGUCCCCUGCCUCCUCUCUUCAACUUCAAACCCCAAGAGCUAAAGGGUGCAACAUUGGAGCUUCUCUCUAAACUCAUACCAGAACAUGCUCGGAAGCAGUGUUCUUUCCUUGAUUUUUAGAUCAAAACACAAAGUCGAUGUUAUUUUCCUCGUCGGAUUCAGGCAGGUAAAAACGCCCUUGAAAAUGUAAUUGUAUGUCUGAUCAUAUCAUUUGUAAUCUAUUUUAUUUGAAAAAAGAAUAUUAUGGGAGAUUAACGCUGGUUGUUGAUGUGGGUUGAAGGAAUGUUGCUAUUGAAAUAACUAUUCGCUACGAUUAUUACUUCUUA